AUGUCCGUCCAAGUAAAAACCGGCCACACCACAAAUUCGACCCCCGUGAAGGAUGCCCAAUCAUCGAGCCCUCUCAAAAAGCGAAAACGCGACCCCGAAGGCAUCGAGAUCUCCAAAAAGAAGAAGCCGCGGACUGAGGAUGUCGCGGAACAUCCAGCAAGUGCAGUUGCUGAGAUAGAACCUCCUGCGGAGCGGAAGGAGAAGAAAAAGAAGAAGAAGGGGGAGAAGGAGAAGAGCAAGAAAUCCAAGAACGAGGGCGAUGCCGCUGCACGGAGGGUAGGAGAUGAAGAGGAAGCGUUGGUGGCGCGGGAAUUGGGAUCAGAAGAUGAGGAAGCGGUUCAGGAAGACUUGCAGCAGACUGCAGAGGCAGAACCAGCCGUCGUGGAUGGUUCAGAUGCAGAGGUCGAGGAAGAAGCAGAACUCAAGCUGCUGGAAUCAGAAGAUCCCAGCUCCUUCUACUCUACCCGCCUCUCACUCUAUCUCUCGAUACCUGCCGUCUCACUCGAAGCUGCCAAGUCGUCGGUGCUUGCAGUGCACCUGGCACCUCUGCUUCUGACAUACUUUCCUCCUGCGCAAGGCAUCGUUCUCGGCUUCUCCGACGCCGUCUUAUCCGCCCAACCUAACUCCGGCAUCAACCUGCCUCUCCUACCUCCCCAAAACGGCGAGAUCGAGGCACAAUCCGAUGUCCUUGCAAACACAGCCGACGAAUUUGGUGUGUGUUGGGUCUGGCUCACCGCUACCUUUCUCGUAUUUAGACCCGAAAGAGGCGACGAGCUAUACGGAUGGACGAAUGUCACGUCGGAGGGUUUCGUGGGCCUGGUGAGCUACAACUACUUUCAGACGGCCAUUGGCAAGAGCCGUAUCCCUCCGGAAUGGAAAUGGAACGGGCCGAGCAGAGAACAGCUACAGAAGGCCAAGAAGAAGGGCAGAAAGGGCCGACUACGCGAUGAGGACGGCUUGGAAAAUGAGGAACACAACACACAGGAAACUGCCACCACGGUGGUGGUGGAUUCAUCUUCACAUGCUCUACUGGCAGAUGAUGGCGGGUACUUUGCAGACGCCAGUGGGACGAAGAUCAAGUCGACGCUGAAAUUCCGCGUGGCGGACACAGAAAUAGUUCCGGCGCAUGACAGGCACAAGUGGUCCUUGCAGAUUGACGGCACCCUCCUCGAUGAAGAAGCUGAGCGGAAAGUCCUGGAGGAAGAACGGACAAAGUUUGAGCGGGCGCAGGAGAGCAGUCGAUUCAAGUCACUGGGAGGAGACGACGCGGCCGCAGUGAUGAGUGGAGCGUUGAGGCGAUCGCUGAGCCGGGAAGGAAGUGUUGGCUCGAGGAUUUCCGGACACACGCCGGCGCGGCAUCGAGUGACUUAUUAG
Molecule: messenger RNA, 1374 nt
Organism: Fonsecaea pedrosoi CBS 271.37
Lineage: Eukaryota; Fungi; Ascomycota; Eurotiomycetes; Chaetothyriales; Herpotrichiellaceae
Exons: 1
Coding region: 1-1374 (457 amino acids)
Biological process (GO): DNA-templated transcription initiation
Cellular component (GO): RNA polymerase I complex
Source: RefSeq, a predicted model, not a curated record